AUGGCGUGUUUGGACAGUCUGCUGGAUGGCAGUGUUGAUUGGCAGUUUUUUUACUACGACGCCCGAUUGGCUUCGUUCACCGACGAGUGGCCUCAUCGCUCCGCUAACUUACUGCCAGAAAAGGUUGGCUGUCUAUCGCUUACCUCGAGAUGGCUGCAGCAGGCUUCUACUACGAUCCAGACAACACAGUCAGAGACAAUGUCACUUGCCCAUUCUGCUUGA
Gongylonema pulchrum is the source of this 222-nucleotide messenger RNA. The record is from the annotation of a GenBank genome assembly. Lineage: Eukaryota; Metazoa; Nematoda; Chromadorea; Rhabditida; Gongylonematidae.